AUGUCGUCCAUUGAUGUUGCGAUCAAUGAACUGAAUACUGCAGCAUGGAUAGUUGUACUUGUAAUACCUCUUAUCAGUUUUGUACCAGGUGUAGUUGGACUUAUCUUUAACGUACUUGUUUUUACUCGACCAACACUGCGUCGCGAACCAUGUGCACUUUACUUUUUCUCAUCAACAUGUUUUAAUUUAUUUGUUGAAUUUAUUGUGUUGCCUGUACGCAUACUCAGCAAUGGUUUUGCUAUAGAUAUGGCUUUUAACAAUCUUGCUAUAUGCAAAAUCGAACAUUAUAGCUUCUAUACAGUACACGCCAUAUCGUGUUGGUUAAUUGCAUUUGCAUGUGUCGAUCGCUAUCUUCAUAGUUCAGCAAACGUGCACAUUCGUCGAAUGAGUUCAGUGAAAACAGCACGAGUACUUAUUGGAAUCACUAUCAUUGCAAUGUUCAUCUUCUAUAGUCACAUGCUCGUUUACUAUGAAAUAAGCUAUGCAGCCGAUCAAUUUGGUAAAAUUGUUCCAUCGUGCAAUGGCCAAAAGGGAAUCUAUCGCACGUUUAUUGCAUUUUGGCAUAUGGUUUUUUACUCACUUUGUCCAUGUAUUCUCAUGCUUUUAUUUGGUUCUCUUACACUUAACAAUAUUCGUCAGCGACGUCGAGUUCUCUCAUUGGUUGGUGAAGGUAAUCGGUUUAUUAGACGUACAGAUACUCAUCUCUUGCGCAUGUUAGCUGCUCAAAUGCUUAUCAUUAUUAUUUCUACUUUACCACAUUCUAUCUAUCGUCUAUACGCAUCAUUCACUUCAAAUAUGCCAAGAAACUCACUUCGAAUUGCUCAAGAAAAUUUGAUUUCUCAAACGGUCAAUACAAUAGCAUAUUUCGCUCAUACAAGUAGCUUCUAUUUAUAUACAUUAACUGGUGAUGUUUUUCGCAAGGAAGUUAUCAAAAUUGUCGUUGGUUGCUUGCCUCACUAUCGAAAUCAUGUUCGCAUGUUUCAUGUUAGAACGAAUCAAAUAACAGUUUUGCAGAAGUAUCCACAAAUUCCUGUUAUACAUCAUGCUUCAACACAGCAAUAA
Rotaria sp. Silwood1 is the source of this 1062-nucleotide messenger RNA. The record is from the annotation of a GenBank genome assembly. NCBI's taxonomy places the organism in Eukaryota, Metazoa, Rotifera, Eurotatoria, Philodinida, Philodinidae.